UUACUUAAUCGACUCGUGGGCUAGCUACGUCUCCUUCGUGGGACGAGGGACCCUCAUGGAGUGGUUUGGGGGUCUUUCCAGCAUUAAAGAUCAGAUAGGCAACCUAACUAAAGAUUUGCUUUCAGAUGGUUUAACGGAGGAAGAGAGUGCCAAAACAGGAUUGAAUUUGUGUUCCUCCCAUAUUAAGCAGUUACAGUCGGUGAUUGACUCACAGAAGCUAGAGAAUUCCGUUUUAACAAAUAGAAAUAAUGAGUUGGAGGCUCAAUUGGAGUCAUCUCUUUUCCUCCUAGAGGAUUUACGCCACCAGUUAACACAGCAGCAAGCUGAAAACCAGGCGUUGGUUUCAAAAUUAAGAGCUCAAACAUCGAUUGAGCGAGGUGAACCGGAAGGCCAGUCAUCAAACGCUCGGUCAAACGCCACCGAACUGGCUAGCGAGGAUUACUCCUGUUUUGGCGACGCUAUUUGUGAAGGCACUGCUGACUGGGAAGCACUUUGUGAUGAAGUGUCGCAACUGCGUGCAGAAGCUAUGAGAUGGCGCCAGUUAGCGAAAAAGAUUAAAUCAGGAGAAACCUGUCACAUCGAACCCUUGGUCAUUGCUGGACUUGAAGAAGAAAUAGAGGAUCUUAAACAGCAGUUAGUGUGUCUGGACAAUACACGACGAGCUGAGGUGGCUGCUGAACGUGAACGACAGAGGGAGCAUUUAAACAGUCUAGACGAACAGCUGCAAGCCUCCAAGAUACAAAUUGAAUUGCUCCGGGGACGAGUGGAACAAGAAACUUCUCUGAUUGAUGCACAGUCCUCGAGUACUUCAGACUCACUUAUUUCUCUUGAGACUGACCCCCCCAGCAACACAACUCCUCUGGAGCGCUUUGUUCCCAAUUGCCAACGUAUUUCAAAGAAAAAGGGACCCACUAACCGUUUGACGGAAUAUUCGCAUGCCCCUGAACCCUCACGGGUGGAUGAAAGGCCACUAACUUCGGCACAUUGUGAAGUCUGCACGCAAACAGAAUCGUCUGGAACAUCAACAGCUUAUGACAAUGAGGGACUUCCACCAUAUCGUUCUCCUUCGCCACCAUCGGGUCUUCUCCAAACCCAGGAUAUUGGGAUACAAGUCCAUCAGAGUUUUUCCGCCAUUGGAACUCAAACUUGCUUUGAAUUGUUUGAAGCAUCUUUGGCGGCCGCCAAUUUGCCCUCCUCCUCUUCUACCGAAUCAGAAUCACUGUCCCCGUUGUGUGGUAUAGACGUUGGUUCCUCACGUUUGCCUGAUAUAUGCGGUUUGCCUUCGCAGUCACACUUGUUGGAGGACUUCUUUCUUCAGCUUGCAGAAGAUAUGCAAUCUGACGUAAAUGCGCUCGUUGAAAUAGUUUCAAAUUUAAUCAAUGAUACGUCACCACCCUCCUCCGUGACGUCAAAUCCGGAUGAGUACGCUCCCCACAACACUCCGAAUGUCCACGGUCCAUCUAUAUCGUGCAAUGAUUCUGAUGAAGUCACGCGCAAAGUCGAUGAAAUCCGAGAAAAUCUGAAGUGUCACUGUGAAAGAAUUUUGGCCGUUUGUAAAGAACAUGCUUCGAAAACUUCUGUGAUUAAUCUGAAGAAAACAAUAAACGAGCUAAAGGAACGUCUUUGCGAGAAUGAACGAAUCAGUAAGGCACAUAUCCUUGACCUGGAGACUACUCAAGAGACUAGCGCCCGACUACAGCGGUCAUUGGUAUUCGCAGUGAGACAUUUGAUGUCCCGACCACUGUCUUCUUGGUGGACGCCUCCCUCAGAUAUUGUCCACCCUUGGCCUCCUACAGACCCAGAAGCGCAGUUGAAUUUCCUAAUUUCCUCCGAGCUUGCGGCUUAUAACCAGUUGAAGAAACUUCAUAUUAGCCCCGAUAAUGCCUCAGAAGCUCUUGAGGUUCCAAACAAAAACUCAGAUACUCGAGGCGGCAGCACCACUGAGGAAAUUGCUGGCUUGUCAGCUAAAGGCAUCACCGAACUAGCGCAUCAGUUGUGUGCAUCGUUAGAUGAAGAUUUUUGUAAGACGAAUUGGGAUCCUGAAGAAUGGGAUGCUGUUCUAUAUGCACUGUUGAAGCCUAGAUUUUUGGAUCCUCCCGAUGCGGCUGUGGAGUAUGCUGAGCGAUUGACUCAACUGUCCGCUGAAGUAACGUCUUUGCAAGAAAUGCUGAACCAACAUAUCGUUUUCCGUGCUCAAGCGGAACACGAUCUGCGUCAGCUUCUUUCGACGAUGACCACACAAAAAGAACAGAUAGAAAGCCUUUCCCUGGAGAACAGGAAGAUGCGCGAACAUAUUGCAGGAUGUGAACAGUCUGUGGAUGCUGCUCCGAUACCCAAAUUGUUGGGAUCCAGGGAAGAAAGCGGUCACUACGAUGACUUGGAGCAAGUCAUUACUGCUGCCCAUCACGAACUUGUUCACCAUGAUGGGGUCUUGUGCAACUCCGACGACGUUGUGUCCAUGUUGAAAUGUUUGCUUGCUACUUCAUCCCAUUCAAAAUCUAGAGCGGAACAGAUUGAAUUGAUGUACUCCUCCGUGGUCAGUGCUCUUCAAGAGAAGCACUCGGAGAGUCAGGCCUACCAUAGCCAACUCCAACAGGCAUGUGCAGAGCUUCAAGCAUGCAAAGCUGCCAAUCAAUCACUGCAACAAGAGGUGUCCAGAUUUCGAAAAGAAUUAACCACAUCACAGACACUCUUAGGAGAUCCAGCUUACUCAGAGAACGGCACCGCUUCGUUGACUCCAUCGAUCGAUGGUGGUGUAGUGGAUUCUGCACAUCCGAUUCAUCCAAGUGUGGAAGAAGCCAAAUUGCUUGCGGAGAUCUCUCGCUUGCAGUCUCAUCUAAUUGAGAUAGAGGAAUCUUACACUUCUGAGGCUUUGAACGCUGAAUCUAGGGAAGUAACUUUACGCGAGAAGCUUGCGGAAAUGGAGAUGCGUCUCCAGCAAGAGCAGCACAUUAGACGUAACGCUGAGGAUCGUGUCUGUAAAGCAGAGAGGGAACGAGAUGCCGCAAAAUCCGAGAUGGAGAAGUCAGAGCAGAAACUAAUCGCGUUAGAGUCCAAUCUAGCAAAUCUUCAAUCCGUCCUAGAAAGCUUUCAACAAAAUCAACAGGCGGUACUCGCAGUUGAAAUGAAGCACCUUCGUUCUGAACUUGAGCGGGCGUGUCAACGCGAAGCAGCCGCCCGUCGUGAAGCAGACCAUCUUGCUGCUGGUGUGAGGGAUCGCGAUAAACUGACCGAGGAAGUGCGUCAACUGAGUGCGCAAAUUGAGCUGCGAGCGUCAGAGUUGGCUUGUAUCCAAAAUCAAGUUGCACAGAAGAAUGAUCAAAUUGGCGCGUUGCGUUCUCGGUUGGCACAAAUGGCAGUUGACGUUGACUCGAAAAUCGACAAGGUUCUAGUGAAGAACCUCAUCAUCAGUUAUCUUCAGCUGCCUCCUAGUCACCGACAGAAUGGUGUUCGCGUCAUUGGAAGCCUUUUACAGUUCACUGAAGAAGAUUACGCCAAAGUCGGUUCAGAUUUUGGUUCUCCGAAACUUUUCGGCUGGAUUCAGAGCGCUAUGUCUCGCAUCUCAACCGGACCACCGAAAGAUGUGACAUUCUCUUCAAAAUACCCCGAUAAGGUCGGUCCAUCGGCGUUAAUUCACACCUUUUUACAGCAAUUUUUGCCUCACCUUUUGCCUUUCUCAAGCUCCCUUUAUCCCUAUUGAUUACUUGAAUGCAAAUUGUUUAGCUGUUACUGCCUCGAUUUGGGAUCACUUGGAUAUUUGCAGAUACCGCUUCCAUUGUGUUCCACUAGACGGGAUAGAGGUCUAUACGCCCUAGUUUGGUAGUUAGGUAACUUCAUUAUCUUCGGAACAUUGAGAUUAGCCACGAUAGUGUCACCUUGGAAUAGCCCACUGCGGUUAGCCAGAUUUGGUGCUUCUUUGUUCGCUACCAAGCCACCAUGUUUUCCGCACGCACAAAUGUAUCAGCUCGAAGACCUGUUUAUUUAAGUCGUCACUUGUAGGCCUUGAUAGCGGGUUCUGUCAACGUCCAUUCGGUACUCAGUAUCCUCGAGUUGAUGUCACAGACAGGCACGAACCUACUUGAAACGUUAUAGAGUCAGCGUCUCAGUGAGUGUCACACAAUCACUACACUGUCGAUUACAACAAUGAACAAUGACUUAUGCCGGGUAAAAAAAGCAGUUGCUUGACAACUCCCGCAGGAUAAUGGGGGUAAAACUACAAUUAUCAAAAGGUAGGUUAGUUGUCUGUUUGAGCGUUUAUCCAGCAGAUACGCUGCUGAAUAAUAGUAGUUUAAGUGGGAAUUGAAUGCGAACGACGAAGCAACAUGGGGCAGUUAUAGUUGAUAUGCUCCGUGGGAGAAGUAAAAACAAGAAAACACUUCUGUACCGACUCCUCAGGUUUAGGUGAUAUAUUAAUCCGGCUUGAAUGGAUAAUUAAUGUAUUCCGAAGUAGCACAGUUUAGGCGACGAGGUGAUGGGGGCCAAGGGGCAAGAUCCAAUCUGUUUUUUAGAAUAUCCUUGGUGGGG
This is a messenger RNA of Dicrocoelium dendriticum, 4524 nucleotides long. NCBI's taxonomy places the organism in Eukaryota, Metazoa, Platyhelminthes, Trematoda, Plagiorchiida, Dicrocoeliidae. The record is from the annotation of a GenBank genome assembly.